AUGCUUCUGUUACUCGAUCUACCGAUAGAGAUCUUCCAGCGUAUCUUGGGCGCACUGGUAAAGAAGCACGGUAUACCAGAGGCGUGGACGGCUCGAGGAACCAAUACGAAGUUCUGCCAAUACGUAACGUACGAGGUCCUCGCCAACCCCUCCCUUUACGCCUACAGCAAGACGCCCGGCGGCCGUAAGAUUCUCAAGAACUGUCUCGCCGACUUCCUCUUCGUGCGAAGCUCGACGCUGAACGGUUUUGUACGCAGCCAUGUGCCGGACUUCAUCCGCGAUGUUGUGCGAGCUAUGAGUCAAUGGACCGCCAACGACACGGAAGAGACUGCACUUAGGAAGGCGCUGUGUGACCUGUUCAUUCACAACCACAGCGACGCGUUCAGAUGCGUUACCACUGACAUCAACAAGUUGGGACACUACAUACCAAAUAGAAUUCUGGCCACUGAUACCGCCAAUCUGGUUGCUGCAGCCGCCGCGACCGGAAAGCUCGACGCGCUGAAACAUUUCGCCGGCGCCAAGAAACAUCAGCUGUGGUCGCAGUCACCGGCCUUUGGUUACCCACUUGACGUCGCAGUGUAUGCGGGCCAAGAUGCCGUCAUCAAGGCAUUGACUCAACAAGCAAUUACCAACCAGAGCCGAGACAUCGCCGGAUACUCUUACAAGGAGCAUCUAUCCUUCCGACAAGCCAUCUGCACUGCUAUCGAACUGGAAGACCACUCUACGAUCGAAUACCUCCUGGCCAAGUACAUCACCGCGUUCGGCUCAGCAACCGAAGGCUGCACGACAGCCUGGCUGGAUAAGGCGAUCGACAUCAGCGACGAAGAAACACUCAAGCUCUUUCUUACCAUCCCUUCACAAUCUGGUCCAUCAACCAUCUACACCGCCUUCGAAACAGCGUGCCGUCUUUCGAAGCCAGAUCUCCCCCAUUUGCUCUUCGGUCCUCAAGUUGUCAAUCACAUUCACGGCUCCACGUACCCCCUGCUCACCGCCGUCAACGCAUGCGCAACACCACAGGCUGGCAGUUUCAUCAAAGAGCUACUCAAGCUAGGCGCAGACCCAAACGGCCCUGUGUACCUAGCCGGUAUCGAGCGACCUCUCCAAGCGGCAAUGCGCUACGGCCGAAGCAUCGCUUGUCUGGUUUUACUUGAAGCUGGCGCUAAUCCGCAUUUGGUAGCAAGUACGGCAUGGGUCAAGAGCGUGAAGAAGACGUACUCGGAGGAUACGAGGGCAGGCAGGGUCUUGAGGAAAGCCCUUGAGACUUGCGAGGUGCCUUCCGUCGCUAGGGACGAGGACUUUCUUGUUGAGGUGACGGGGGAGGACGGGGAAGUGGAGAUGGACGGGGAUGACGAGGUGGAGAUGUUGGACAUUUAG
Molecule: messenger RNA, 1374 nt
Organism: Alternaria rosae
Lineage: Eukaryota; Fungi; Ascomycota; Dothideomycetes; Pleosporales; Pleosporaceae
Exons: 3
Coding region: 1-1374 (457 amino acids)
Source: RefSeq, a predicted model, not a curated record